CAAAAAUAGUCCUUUUCUACUGCCGCCAAUGGUUCACAAUACAACGCUCAGCGCGGCGUCUACCUCACGUUUCACACAAUCCGCGCCAUCCAUAGAAAGAUCACUUUCAUGACUCACUCUAACAUAUUAUCUUCAAACAAAACCUUGCACUGUAAAGACAGCACAUUGAGCCCCGCAACAUCCACGACAACUCAACUUACGACACAAACGAAAAUUCAAUCAUUGAAGCCUGCAGCUUAUCGUACGACCUUGUUCAUAUCAUGCGUCAAAGUAGGCUGAACGACGCUGCCAUUGCUCUGGACCGAGUACUGGGUCAUGCACAAAUCCGAUUCGGGAUCUUCGGCGGAUAUGCUAUCGGCGCAUUAGGGGGUAACCGAGAGAGCAAGGAUAUCGAUUGUGUCGCAUCCGUCACAAAGCAGCAGAUCAUCAACAUUCUUGACAAAAAAGAAGGCUUCGAAGCAGUCAUGCAGAGCCGCCAGGACUACGUUGCUUUUCUAUGGUCCGAUAAACCUAACCGUGAAGGUGCUGUAUUAGUCGAGAUAUUUUGUGAGCAAUUUCCAGGAGCGCGGUAUUCAAUGCGUAACGCCGAAGUAAGACCAAUCACUAUCAAUGGCGAAGGGCUUGGCCAGGGAUCGUCCAAUUUCUUCGAUCCUGUGUACAUCUUCAAGGGGAAGCUCCGCGCUGCUGCGUUGCGAAAAAAGUUUCAUGACUCGGCAGACCUACGAUGGAUCGAAGGGCGUUAUAGUGCACAGAUUCACGAGCGACGUUCUGAACUAAGUAUGCUGUACAUCGGUAUUGCUUUGAAACGAUACCCAGAGCUCGAUCUGCUGUUCACACGACUUGGUGUCGACGUCGAGGCUUGUAAGAAGGCCGCAAAUGAGGUAGAUCUGGAAAAAUUACCAGCACCAGCACCAGGUGAUGUUCAGGGUGGUAUACUGGGCUGAUAUAGCGCAUUAUGGAAUAAAUCAGUCCGAUUGUGCAAGGCCAAAAUGGCUAGACAGUACAAUACUCAUACCGCACUACCAUUUCGAUGCGUUGGUUGUUACAUUAUUGUCCCAAUUCCUUUACUGUUGCUUCUUCUGAGCCG
Molecule: messenger RNA, 1087 nt
Organism: Pseudovirgaria hyperparasitica
Lineage: Eukaryota; Fungi; Ascomycota; Dothideomycetes; Acrospermales; Acrospermaceae
Exons: 3
Coding region: 261-944 (227 amino acids)
Source: RefSeq, a predicted model, not a curated record